Molecule: messenger RNA, 1737 nt
Organism: Talaromyces proteolyticus
Lineage: Eukaryota; Fungi; Ascomycota; Eurotiomycetes; Eurotiales; Trichocomaceae
Exons: 1
Coding region: 42-1589 (515 amino acids)
Source: RefSeq, a predicted model, not a curated record
UUCCUCAGAUUGACAUUGCCUGACAUCUGAAGAUUGCUACAAUGCCACGUACUCGCUCCCAAGCGAGCGUGUCUCCGCUCGUCUCUCUCGACGCUCCACGUCGGCGAAGAAAAGCUACAGCCUCGUCACUAGAUGCUGACGACCAGGAAGAACCGAAAACAAAAAUGAACCGCGUACGCAAAACAAAAAAAGCAACAGUUUCACGAGGCGAAUUGCUUGAGGAGGAAGCUUUACAGAAAAACAGUGAGAACCCAUAUCCAAUUACCCCAGUGCACCAGGAACCCAAGGACUCCAAGGAAGUACCCAAGGACAAGGAAUCUACCAUAUCAACAAACACUAUGAAUAAGGUCGUCGACGACUCUCCGUCUCUUUCUGAUUGUGGUGUAACGCCUUGCUCUCCACCGGCUAUGAAGAGGGGUUCAUUCAAGCGCGCUUUGAUAAACGUCAAGGCAGUUCUGAAGAAGCCUACGGAAUCCAUUCGCCUAAGGUUUAAAAACCUCAAAAAAGCGCGUACCUUAAAAGAGGAUUCUCGAAACAAAACAAUAACCAUUGCAGAUGCGACCGGGUCUCAAUACUCUUUUACUGAAGAUGAAAUUCUAGAGUCAGCCAUGAAUAUUCUCCUCAGUCGCAUGGAUAGCGACUAUUUCGACAACGCGUCUUCUGCGCCGGCCUUGCGCUGUCCUUGCUGCCAGGGCUCUUUGGAGUGUCCCGAAGGGCAUGAUCUUGCCUCCUGGGUCCCAAACGACUUGAAGGAAUCAAUGAAUGCUUUGCUAACCAAUUUUUUUGCUGAAGGAAUCUGCAAUUCUUCUGAAGAGGAAGAAGAAGCCCGCGAAGCCGACGAAAGGCGACAAUUCGAACAUCAACGACAGGUUGAAGAAAAGCGCAUGGCUGAAGAAAAUCUUCAAUCUGAAAUACGCAAAGAUAAAGAGAAAGGGCAGGCAAAACCCAAGGCCAAAGAUGCCGAAUCCUUAUCGAAACAAAAGGGCAAAAAGCGCUCACGAGAGACCAAUGAUCAUGAAAACCACGACGAUGAUCAACCUAUUUCUCAGCGUCCACGUCUUACACCCGCAAAUACACCAUACAAACGUCGCGCUACAACCACACCUCGACGCAAAUUGACUUACGCUGAGAUACGGCAACGUACCAGAGACCGCGAAGAAGGAAACGGUCCACCCUCCAUGUUUCGUUUAGAUCAAGCGAUCGCGCACCACGAAGCACAGGAGAAAGCUGAAGUAGCUGCUCGUCAGGCUGCUGAGGAAGCUGCUGAAGCAGAACGAAUCCAAAAAUUUUCACGUGCCGAAAUGGAGCGCCAUACAGUUGCCGGCCCAAUUCCUGAAAAUGCUCGUAACCCUCUCCAAAUUCCUAUCUUUAGAGAUGAAACCCAGGACUCUGAAACACCCGACAUGCCUGAUACACCUGGCUCUAGUUCUUGGGGCUUCCAGGUCCGCAAUAUUUUAUCUUCUGUGAGCGGUUCCGUAAGACGGUUUGUUCCGCGUUUUAGAAAUGUCACAGACCAGGCAGUCCCUUUUGGUAAGGAAUCGAGAAAUCCUUCUUUCGCCUCCAAAACCCUGCUAACUAUGAUUACUUAAGUUGCUGGGGGGGUGGAACAUCCACCACCCACGAUCGUCCUGUGACUGACUCAGCACAGACAGACGACUCGGAUCAAACUUUGAGCGGCAAUAUUCGUAGCACUGCUGGGAUUGGAAGGACUGGUGACAAGAGCACUGCCGAUUUGAC